AUGUCCUCCUCCCCCUCGAAGACUGCCUAUGAUCUCUUGACCGAGAUCAACUCCAUCGGCCAUGUGCCGAAGCUCCUCCAGGACAACAACGCGGUGUCCGCCAUCGCGAGCCCCAGCCCGGUUAGGGCAUUCGCCACCGCUUCGGCGGUCAUCAAAUGGGGAAAGGAGGUCGACAACGCUGAGGACGUCGACUGGAAGCCCAAGCUCAGCCCUCAGGAGAAGGUCGCGAUGAUCUUCGCGAGCAAGGGCUGGCCUCUGGGCCGCGAGCGCCUUCCGGCCGAGCGCAUUCCCCUCCCCCCCUCCCCACUCCCACCGUCGCCCGUGGGUGCGGCCGCCACCGUGAGCGCCAAGGAGGAGGAGAACCCCCGCCUCUCGUUUUCGCCACUCCCCUUCGUGGCGUACACCCCUGGAUUCUUGGGGCUCCGGAACGUCCGUUCGCCUUCUCCUUGGACCAUGAUGGGCUCCCCGCUUUCGUGCAGCACCACGAGCUUCCCCGGCUCCCCAGACCCCUCGGAGCUUCCGCCACCGCCUCCCUCCUGGCUCCCACUGUCGAAGCAAGACGAGCUCCCCGCCCUCAACCUCUCCGAUGUCCGUGUCAUCGAGGACGUCCAGUCGGAUGCCUACAGCACCAUCGGCUGGACGCCCCGCCACCAGCCCGGCCAAAUCCCCCUCGAGCGUUCGCCCUUGGCUCGGUCCGAGACGGCAUCUUCGGUCUCCUCGUCGUGCUUCAUGGGCUCCCUCCUUCUGAAUCCCGACAUGGACUCUGCUUACUUCCCGGAGUCCAAGCUGCCCCUCGCCGCCCGCGCCCCCGGCUAUGGACGGCCCCGCAAGGGCAACGGGGCUUCGUACUCUCCAGGCGACUGGAGCGUGCCACAAGGACAAGACGGGUUGUGGUCGUACACACGGGACUCCUUCGCCGGGAGCCCGACCACGGGACGCGUCCUCUGA
Molecule: messenger RNA, 948 nt
Organism: Epithele typhae
Lineage: Eukaryota; Fungi; Basidiomycota; Agaricomycetes; Polyporales; Epitheliaceae
Exons: 2
Coding region: 1-948 (315 amino acids)
Source: RefSeq, a predicted model, not a curated record